Thermochaetoides thermophila DSM 1495 is the source of this 1305-nucleotide messenger RNA. RefSeq lists its product as uncharacterized. NCBI's taxonomy places the organism in Eukaryota, Fungi, Ascomycota, Sordariomycetes, Sordariales, Chaetomiaceae. Gene Ontology annotation, molecular function: RNA binding; RNA helicase activity; ATP binding. The coding region runs from base 1 to 1305 and encodes 434 amino acids. Gene Ontology annotation, biological process: mRNA splicing, via spliceosome; mRNA export from nucleus. The record is from RefSeq and is a predicted model, not a curated record. The transcript is spliced from 5 exons.
AUGUCGGCCGAAGAGGAUCUGAUCGACUACUCGGAUGACGAGCUCAACAACGAGUCCACCGGCCCCUCCGCCAAUGGCAAGAAGGCCGACGCGGCUGCGUCCACACAGAAUGUCGAUAAGAAGGGCUCCUAUGUCGGCAUCCACUCGACGGGUUUCCGUGACUUUCUCUUGAAGCCCGAGCUUCUUCGCGCCAUUGCCGAUUGCGGUUUCGAACAUCCGUCGGAGGUUCAGCAGACAUGCAUUCCUCAAGCUAUGCUCGGCGGCGACAUUAUCUGCCAGGCGAAGUCUGGUCUCGGCAAGACGGCCGUCUUCGUUCUGACCACCCUGCAGCAAGUCGAGCCUGUGCCUGGCGAGUGCUCUGUCCUCGUCAUGUGCCACACUCGCGAACUGGCAUUCCAAAUCCGCAACGAGUACAACCGCUUCAGCAAGUACAUGCCAGAGAUCAAGACUGGCGUCUUCUACGGCGGAACUCCGAUCCAGAAGGAUGCCGAGAUCCUCAAGAACAAGGACACCCACCCACACAUUAUCGUCGGCACUCCCGGCCGUCUGAACGCCCUUGUUCGGGAGAAGUAUUUGCGCCUUGGAAGCGUCCGGAUGUUUGUCCUCGAUGAAUGCGACAAAAUGCUCGACCAGAUCGACAUGCGUCGCGAUGUCCAGGAGAUUUUCCGUGCUACUCCUCAACAGAAGCAGGUCAUGAUGUUCUCGGCCACUCUGUCCGAUGAGAUCAAGCCGAUCUGCAGGAAGUUCAUGCAGAACCCGACCGAGCACUACGUCGAUGAGGAUACCAAGUUGACGCUGCACGGUCUGCAGCAGUACUACAUUGCUCUCGAGGAGCGCGAGAAGAAUCGGAAGCUCAACGAGCUGCUCGAUGAGCUCCAGUUCAACCAGGUCAUCAUUUUUGUCAAGAGCACUCUCCGUGCUACUGAGCUCGACAAGCUUCUGCGCGAGUGCAACUUCCCCUCGAUUGCAGUCCACUCCGGUAUCAGCCAGGAGGAGCGCAUUCGCCGGUAUAAGGAGUUCAAGGAGUUCAACAAACGCAUCUGCGUCGCUACGGACGUGUUUGGUCGUGGCAUCGACAUUGAGCGCAUCAACCUCGCCAUUAACUAUGACAUGCCCGCGGAUGCCGACUCAUACCUUCACCGUGUCGGCCGUGCUGGUCGUUUCGGUACCAAGGGUCUCGCUAUUUCAUUCGUUAGCUCCGACCAGGAUCGGGAGGUGCUCAAGGCUAUCGAGAAGCGGUUCGAAGUGGCUCUUCCUGAGUUCCCUAAGGAAGGCGUCGACGCCUCCACCUACAUGGCUUCGUAA